AUGCAUUGGGCGACAGUGUACAGUGAGUUGAAGAGUCUGUACGUGCAACAUGCGUGCAGGGAGUACCUGGUGAAUCUUCCCCUUUUGGAACUGUACUGUGGCUAUGGGGAUGCAAAAGUGCCCCAGUUGAACACUGUCAACAAUUUCCUAAUGGAGAAAACUGGCUUCUCCCUCAGACCUGUUGCCGGGUAUCUCUCUUCCAGAGAUUUCCUCUCUGCCCUGGCAUUCCGCGUGUUCUGCUGCACUCAAUAUAUUAGACAUGCCAGCGACCCAUUCUACACUCCAGAACCAGACUGUUGUCACGAGCUGCUUGGUCACGUGCCCAUGUUGGCAGACAGAACUUUCUGCGACUUCAGCCAGGAGAUCGGACUGGCCAGUUUGGGGGCAUCAGAUCCAGAUGUUGAGAAACUGUCUAAGCUAUACUUCUUCACCGUGGAAUUUGGUCUGUGCCGACAAGAUGGUCAGGUGAAGAUCUACGGGGCAGGACUGCUAUCUUCAGUCGGAGAACUCAAGCACUCGAUGGAGGACGUGACUAAACAGAAGGACUUUUCUCUGGAGGGGAUUCUGGACAUGAACUGUAACAUCACUUCAUUCCAAGACAACUACUUCAUUAACUCCUCAUUUACACACGCCAAACAGCAAGUCAGAAACUUUACCAACUCGAUCCAGCGUGGCUUUGAAGUGAAGUACAACCCUUACACUCGUUCAGUGGAUGUCAUGAAGACAACUAUUGACUACAUACAUGCACUCAACCAAACACAACAGGAUAUGAAUCUGCUGAUUGAGGGAAUGCAAAGACAUGCACUGAACAAUACUUCCAGCGAGAAGAGAGUUGGUGUCAAUUCUGACUCGGAUUGGACUCAAUUCAUCGAUAAUUUAUGUCCGCCCAAAACAUACAACGACAGCAACAACAACAAAAAAAACGACGAUGGACAAGCAAAUGGACUUUCGAAUGGAUCGGCAUAAUAAUGGACAAAACAAUAGGCAAAUGAUAAUACUUUGCUCGAAUUUCUGGUUUUCUCUGGGGGUGCUUUUUCAAAAACAUUCUUAAUCUAUUUUAUAAGUGGAUAAGAUUGGUUUUCUGAUUUUCUGAGUCGCAUGAUAAAUGUUAAAUAUUGAGAAUAUAUUUCGCGUUCCGUGUUUCAUUUUGGAUUCUAAAUUAGCUUAUUUCUGUAAAUUUUAGUUAAAAAUUCCACUGCGCCAAUGUAAAAGACCCUUUUUGUUAUCUAAAUGAAUUGUACACAAUUUAUAAAUAUCUGAAUAUAGCGAUACCU
Molecule: messenger RNA, 1274 nt
Organism: Symsagittifera roscoffensis
Lineage: Eukaryota; Metazoa; Xenacoelomorpha; Acoela; Convolutidae
Product: tryptophan 5-hydroxylase 1-like
Exons: 8
Coding region: 1-966 (321 amino acids)
Biological process (GO): aromatic amino acid metabolic process
Cellular component (GO): neuron projection
Molecular function (GO): iron ion binding; tryptophan 5-monooxygenase activity
Source: RefSeq, a predicted model, not a curated record